Molecule: messenger RNA, 1266 nt
Organism: Mucor mucedo
Lineage: Eukaryota; Fungi; Mucoromycota; Mucoromycetes; Mucorales; Mucoraceae
Product: Met-10+ like-protein-domain-containing protein
Exons: 9
Coding region: 1-1266 (421 amino acids)
Biological process (GO): tRNA N1-guanine methylation; mitochondrial tRNA methylation
Cellular component (GO): mitochondrial matrix; cytoplasm
Source: RefSeq, a predicted model, not a curated record
AUGAAUGUGCUUACACCACCUCUUCACAGAGGCAUGAUGGAACUUGAGCGUUCAGCUUUUAAAAAGGUGAUUAGCACGCUUGUCAUUAAAGUGCCUACCAAAAAAGUUGGCAUUUUCAUGAAAACUUUCGACGAAGAUUUAUUCAACCAACCCAGAACUCGUAACGUUUUGCCUGAUCCAGAGUCUAAAGAAACCAAGCUUAUUAUUUUAAGAACUGACUUGGAGAAAAUUGAUGAUUUGCCUAAAGAAAAGAUCGAUAUGAUCAAGGAACAAGGAUUAAGCACUUUUAAACAUGAAAUUGAAUUCGAUUACAACUUCUGGACUACGGAACAAAUUUUACAUGCUGUCAUGCCAGAAGAUGCUCAAGAUAUUCCUUCUUCGUUCACUCAAAUUGGGCAUAUUGCUCACAUGAAUUUACGUGAAAGUUACUAUCCUUGGAAAAAAUUGAUUGCUCAAGUCAUUUUAGAUAAAAAUAAGAAUAUCACAACUGUCGUAAAUAAGGUUGACAGCAUUGACACUACCUUUAGAUUCUUUAAAAUGGAAGUAUUGGCUGGCGAGGAUAAUUUAAUUGCUGAAGUGAAAGAAAGUGGGUGCAAAUUCAAAUUCGAUUUCUCCAAAGUUUACUGGAACUCAAGGUUACACACUGAACACGAUAGAUUAGUUCAACUCUUUAAAAAGAACGAGUACGUGUGUGAUGUCUUUGCCGGUGUCGGUCCCUUUGCCCUUCCCGCUGCUAAAAAAGGGGCGAUUGUGUACGCAAAUGAUCUGAACCCUUCUUCCCAUGAAUGGAUGAAGGAGAAUAUUAAGGCCAACAAAAUUAAAAGCGGGAUCUAUCCUUAUAACAUGGAUGGCCGUGAAUUCAUUCGACAGGCUGUGAAAGAUUUACAAGCUACCUCAAAGAACGAAUGGAAAACAUUUGAUCAUUUUGUCAUGAACUUGCCUGCCACAGCUAUUGAUUUCUUGGAUACAUUCCGAGGUUUAUAUCAUGAUCAAAAACAUCUUUAUGAUACUCGUGCAAAGUUACCUAUGAUUCACUGCCAUUGUUUCACAAAAAGUACGGAUGCUAUGCAAGACAUUACUGAGCGUGUUGGAACAAUUAUGGGAGGAAAGCCUGAUCCUUUGAAAACAACAUUACAUUGGGUCCGUAACGUAGCACCUAAGAAGGACAUGUACUGCAUAUCCUUUCCUUUGAGUUCCGAGUUAGCAUUUGCAGCACCCAACAAGUAUAACUUUAAAAAAAAAAAAGUGCUCCAACCCCCAAACUAA